AUGGCGACCUUGCAGAAAUUCAAGCUCUUAGCCACCCAAUGCGCCGUAGCCGGAAGCCCCACCCGGAGCCCAUCCGCCAGCCCAGUCAUUCACCUCCGCCGCCGCAAAACCCUAAGAAUGUUCCUCUCCCGCACCGACCGCCGCCGAUUUACUAGCCGGAGCAACUCCGACCCUCCAGUAAUCAACGGCGACGAUGAAGACGACGACGAUGAUCGGCCGCAGAAGAGCAAGGAGGUCGCGAAGGUUCGGCACAAGCUUAAGGACCUCUUCGUCUCCUCGCCGCCUUUAGAAGAUAGGGUUUCGGAUAGGAGCCGAGGAAUUGAACAAGAAGAAGAGCGAGGGUUGUUGUCGGCGACCGGAAGUGUCGGCGGUGUCGGUUCUGGUGGCUUCGCGAGCCGGCGCGGUGCAGGCAUGUCGCUUCGGCCACUAGCAGCGUCGUUUCGAUGUAGAUUACUGAAACGAGCUUGGCGGCCUGUGCUCGUCACCAUCCCCGAGUAG
Molecule: messenger RNA, 498 nt
Organism: Prunus armeniaca (apricot)
Lineage: Eukaryota; Viridiplantae; Streptophyta; Magnoliopsida; Rosales; Rosaceae
Source: the annotation of a GenBank genome assembly